GAUGACCUCUGAUUAAAGGACACCAAAUAAUAAAUAUAUCCAUGGUUAUUGCCUAAUACACAUAGUAAAGCGUUGUUGUUUUUAAAUACAGAGAUGGAUCAUGUCUUGGCCGUAGUUGAAAAACAAAAUCCUGACAAGGAAAUCGCUUUGACACCAGAUGCCAUCUCCAUGAUAAACGUUUUGCCGAAACAUAAGGAAGAAGACAACAAUGUUUCAAAAGAAAUGUGCUCAGCUUUUAAUGGGAUAAUAAACAACAUAACCGUGCAGUCAGUAAUUGAUCCUUUGCAUCAACCUGUUAAAGAUGUUGUCGAAGUUCUUCAAAAAGAAAAAAACACAGUGAUAUCCGUACAACAGAAAUGCGUGGAGAUUUACAUUGCGUCCCCAACUGUUCAAAGUUGGAUGACAUUAAUCAAGGACUUUUUAAAUGGAACGAUUGAAAAAGCUUUCCAUCCGAUCCAAACGCACUUGAGAACACGUUAUGGGUGUGAAAAUCUUAUCUUAAUGAUAGAAUUAAACGAGGAACACUUCGCAAAAUGUGCUAAUUCUAUUAUUGACAAUUUGCAUCAAAUAGUUAUCAAUCAAGAAAGCGAAGUGCAUAGUCUUCCAAAAGCAGGCGAACUUAAAGAUGAGAUAGACGAAACAAUGACAAGUCAAUUUCAAGCAUUACAUUUAGGAAUGGUUAAAGAUUCCGUCACAAAAGUACCGGCGGCGAACAAAGAAGCAAGUAAUGUUUCCGAAGCGCUCGUUGACGAUCAAGUAACCAAUGAACCUGAUGGGGACAAAGCCAUACCUUCCGCUUCCACCGCGCUCGUUGACGAUCAAGUAACCAAUGAACCUGAUGGGGACAAAGCCAUAACUUCCGCUUCCACCGGAGAGACAGAGUUGCAACAAACUAAUCUCAGUAAAGAAGAGGAAGGUCUGCAUAAGAGUGGCUAUCAAUUUGAGCAACAGGAUUCAAAAGCCCCACCACAAACAGAGCAGCCGAAACCAGAUGUGCCAUCAAAAACACUGACCGGCAAAGAUGAUUUAAGAAUUAUUUUGGCUGGACAAUCUGACCAUGACAAGAGAGCAACAGGAAACUCACUGUUGGGGAUCACAAAAGAAGAAGGAUUUCAGUCUGUAACAAAAAUGUAUCAAACAAAGGAAAGCAAACGAUUUGGAAGACGCAUACAUAUUGUGGACACUCCUGAAAUGUUUGACACAACAUCCACAGAUGCAAUGGUGUACGACAGAUUAGUCAAUUUCAUAGGGAUGACAUUGCCCGGAUUCAAUGCUAUCUUCCUAGUACUGCGUCCUGACCGACCCAUUGAACACAUUAUUAUAACUAUUGACAUUUUCUUGAAAUUCUUUGGACAUGAUGUUAGUGAAUAUAUAUUUGUCAUUUUCACUCACUUCGAGACAAAAGAACAAUUUGAAAAUUACAUUGGGGAAGGUUUAAAUACCCAUUCAGCUAAGGGAAGAGAAGCAUUUGAAUAUCUGAGAAACUGCUGUCAACAAAAAAUGUUGUUCAUUGACAACAAGGCCGACAAACAUCUAAAAGAAGAAAUGGUCUGGGACAUAUUGAUGGCUGUAGAAAAAGCUAAUGUCAAAGCCCCAAAACCAUACUUUCAAAACAAACAUACUGAAAUAUUCAAGCAGAAGGUUGUAGAGGUUUAUCGGACAAAAAAAUGUCGUCAUGGAGCUGGACGGUCUAAGGAAGAUCUAAGAAUCCUCCUGGUUGGCCUUCCUGGUCAUGGAAAAAGUGCAACAGGGAAUUCACUUAUGGGAAAAUCUGACAAACAUUUUACAGAAAAAGGUUCAUUAUUUGGAGAGGCAUACAUACAAACUAAAGAUGGGAUAAACUUCAAACGCAAAAUAAAGGUUGUGGAAUUCCCGAUGAAGAAUAGUUUGAGUCAAAGUGGCGAAGAUUUCCGCAAAUUAAUGUUGCAAGCAGAGCAACUGUUGGACCCAGGAUUUCAUGCUGUUUGUUUUGUAUUAGAUCCAAACAAGAUGGCAGAUGUGAACAAACAAUUUCAGCCAUUUAUGGAGUUCUUGGAAUAUUUAGCAAGUGAUUAUGCUUUUAUAAUCAUGACUCGUACCAAAAAUGAAGAAGAAUGUGAAAGGCAUGUUCCAACCAAAAGUGACCCCAAAGGUGCAGGGAUCACAUCUUUAUUCAGGUUUUGUAAAGAUAAGGCUUUGUUCAUAGACAAUAAAGCUGAGCGAAAAGAUGAAAUGGUACAAGCUAUUCUCACAUGUAUUGACAGCGCAAAUGCUGCAAAGACUAUUCCUUACUUCAGCUCACGUUUCACAGAUCAAGCUGUGGCUGAUGACGCUGCUCUACAUGAGCAACUUCGAAUAGAACGUGAAGCUUUUGAUGCGCUUACAAGAGACAUUGAAAAACACGCGGCAUUCAGUAUGGGUGUGUCUUGACUUCUGUUUUUAUCCAACCUUCCAUUUCUGUAUUAAGUGUUAUCUUCAAAUUCAAAUAUUGGUUUUCCAAUUGGGCUGAUUUAAUCAUUAUAAUUAUUGCUCUAUUACAAUUUAUAAGAUGUCAACUGUAACUGGCGCCUAUGACAGUUUUUGUUUGAAACUCUUGGAGAGUUGGAAAUUGCUCUCUGUGAACAAUACAUUGAAGUUAAGUGUAGCCGCUAUAAAUCCCUUGAAAAUCCAAUUUGCUUACUUAAAUUUAGGUGAGUGACAUGGGGCCAUCUUGGCCCUUUUUCCAAUUUAAAUUGGGUCACCACUUUGUUUGCUAUAUAUACAUAUCAUGUAUUUAGGUUUAUUAUUUAUUGUGCAAGGUGUUGUUUAAUAUAUAUAAUUAUCAUGCUAAAUGGUCAUUGUAUGACAACAUUAUGUAUGAAUUUGGCAUACGAUUUAUAAGAGACAUAGUAUGAGCAUCUGGAAUAUUCACAAGUCUAAGCAAAACAUUGAAGCUAAGUGUAAAGGUAUAACAAAUGUUUCAUUUUUAUUUUUUAAAGGUCAUUAAAGAUCUGUAGCAGAUUUCAUUAAAAACUCCGGUUUUGUAUCUGUAAAAACAACAACCAAUAAUGAAGCUUAUAUUUCUUGUUAUCUUAAUUUGGUUUUUACUCAGAAACAAAAUAAACUAGGAUAUGAAACUCUUAGUUCAAAUACUGAAAAACCUUCAAGUGAAACACAAUUGAAUAGACUCCUCACUUAACAUACAAUUAAAGUACACUGGUGCCAUGCCUAAUUUUUUCUCCCCUUUUUAAUUUUUGUAUUACAUCUAUACAUUAUUUUUAUUAUACCGGUAAUACAAUGAAUUAUUGGGGUAUGAUUUUUACAAGGACUAUAUAUUCAUAGUAAAUAUCAUGUGUGUGUAUGUCUCUCUGAAAAUAUUAACUCAUAUUUGUGCUACUAACACAUAAUCAAUUUUACGGUAUGGAGCAAAAUGGCCCUAACCUGCACAAACCUAUGGGCAAGGUAAAUUAAGUUUCUUCUCAAAAAAACAAAAAACAGAAAAUAAGGAUGAUAAAUGGUUUAAUUUAAGGGCAUAUUAAUGGUAUUUGACAUCUUUCAGAAACAUUUAGUUAUUAUAACCACUCAUCUUGAACGCGUUGUGAAUAAGGCUUAAAGUUCCAUACAUAUUUUACCAUUUCCUUAUUUCACCGAAAUCAUGGUCAUUUACGUAAUGUUUUAGUUCUAUGUCAUGUUAUACAACCAAUAUUGUUUUAUGUCACAAAUUAAAUUUGAAUGUUAUAUCAAAGCCACUAAAAAUAUUUACAAUCUCUACUUAUGCUGACAAUGUUUACAAUAUAUUCAGAUUGUUUCCACUGAAUUGAAAUGAGAAAUGAAUAUUAAAGUCAACAUACAAUUGAAAACAACUCUAUGCUGACAAUGUUUACAAUAUAAUUAAAUGUUUAAGAGCAUGUAUGGUUAGUCAUGAUUGCUACAUUUGUUUAAGCAUCAAACCUUAAAACAUAUAUGUAAGUGCAUUCUCUGUUAAAAAAUAUGAACUUUUUUAAAUCGAGCAAUUCCAUGAUUUCAUUGGCCAUUGGUGUCUAUAAAUUGGAUUGAAAGCUUAUAGCCAAUCAUUUUUUGGUAAAAUCCUGGGUCUUGUUGCUUAAAACUAUAAAGGUCAAUUACGCUAACAGCCCUGAAUAUUUUGAUCAAGUUAUGUAUGUAUCUUUAUUAAUAACCCUUCAUUAUAUGUAUCAAUUGUAAACAAAUUUGUUUUCUCUAAUAAAUAGAAAAUGUUAGAUAAUAGCAUUAAUUGUAAAAUUAAUUUCAAAGUUAACAGUCAGUUACCUUAACAGGACGUUAACAUUUUGAGGAACCAGGUCCAGCUGAUCUGUAAAAAAAUGGAAAUAGUAAUCAAAUGAGGAAAUGUUUUCAAAUAAAGACAUGUUUAACAACAUGGUGGCUCGGACCAUUUGUUAAAGUGAAAGAUAAAAACAUGCCAAUUAGGCAAAUAAGCAUCAGUUAUAUGUAAUUUUUAUGUAUCUAUUUUAGUUGCCUUUGAAUAAUAUUGUGUGUGUUUCUUGUAAAAAAGUGCCAAUUUCAAUUUAAGAAUAUAGAAACAGUGAAUGCCUAAAUCUGCUAGAUUUGUAUCACAGAACUUAAGGGCUAUGCUAUAAUAAAAGGAAUGGAAUUGUAUAAAGACUUUUAUACUGAUUAUAAGUGAUCUAUGUGUGUUUACAAAAUUAAAUGAAAACACCAGCUUUAUUCUAAAUAAUUCAAUUGUUUGCAAAGCUAUGUAAUUUUAUCCAUUAUCCAUUUCAAAAGAAGAUGUAUUUUAAUAUCAUGUUGGACUCCACAGCAAUCUUAUGCAUGUUUCAAAAAAUUGUUUAACUUAAGGAGUCAGAUGUUAACAUUGGUAUUAAAAAAUGUAGUUUAUUCAGGAAAUACCUUCAUUUUUAUACAAAUGCCUAUUUUUUAUUAAUUAACAAUUUUAGUCCAUUUCACUGAAUAUUUGGAGUCUUAAGACAUUUUAAUUAGAAAGUGUGAUUUUGUACAAGCAUGCUUUUGCUAACAUUUAUUGAUGUUUCAAAUUGAACUGUAUGUGGGUUUUGCUUGCAUUCCAGUACUUUCUGAGUUCAACGUUUUAGUUAUGUUGUGGUAUUACUAUUGUAAAAGGUCAUCUUUUUGACAAAUAUAAAUCAAAUUUUGGUUGACAAUGAUGCAAACUUCAUUUCAUUGUAAUUGAAGCAUGAUGACAACAGCAUUAUCACAUUAAGUGGAAGAUAAUUUUGGUUCUCUGUUUAAAUACAUUUAGUGUCAUACUGAGUGAUGUGCAAAAAACCUUAGUUUCUUAAAUCAAAAUAAAACUAAAAGUUUAUAAUCACAUUUUGAUCAAAUGAUUUGAUUCAUUACAUGAAAAAAAUGCCAUUUAAUAAACCAUCAUGUAAACAAAACAAUUCAGCAUUUGAUGUUAUUUAUUUGUCCAUAUAAUUAAUUAAGACCGCAGGUCAGUCUCAGGCUAACAAACUUGGUAUGAUGACAUUGAUAAAAAUGUUUGGAA
Molecule: messenger RNA, 5458 nt
Organism: Dreissena polymorpha
Lineage: Eukaryota; Metazoa; Mollusca; Bivalvia; Myida; Dreissenidae
Product: GTPase IMAP family member 8-like
Exons: 13
Coding region: 94-2409 (771 amino acids)
Molecular function (GO): GTP binding
Source: RefSeq, a predicted model, not a curated record